AUGAUAUACAGGUCACUUUGCAGAGGAAAAGUCAUUAAGAGGGAAACUUGCUUGCGUUUGUUUAGUGCCUCUCGAGUGAUAUAUAUCAAUCCAUUUCUACCCAUUGAUCCCACAGAGAUUGCAACAGAUUUACAAACAGAAGAUGAGAAUAAACAGAAACAAUGUGUUCAAAAGGCCAAAGGUCGGAUAAAACAUAUGUUGAGCCAACAGAGGACCAUCAAUGGCAAGAAAAAUAACAGCGGAAGUAGUGGUAGUGGUGGACCCGGAGGGAAUGAAGGUGGAAAGAACCCCGACAAGAACCGAAAGAAAAGAGGCUGGAAAAGUUUUUGGAAUUCUUUUUCUUCAUUAUCUAAGAAGUUGGCUGAAGCUGGGUUGAUAACAUUGGCAUCAUUGGGUAUUUUAGUGAUUGGGGGGAUGGCAUACCAUAAGCUGUAUAAACAAAAUGUUUUGUGGAAGAUAGAAGAAAGUUUCAAUACCGGAGACAGCAGUUUGAUGAUCAUGCAGAACCGUGAAGGCAUUGAGAAUGGCGACGGUGUAUUGGAUACACAACUUUGGGCAGAGAGGCUACACCAGAAAUUAAUUGAUGAAAUAAUCAAAGGUGAAAAAAGAGGCAGAUAUUACCUAUUAUUAGGCGAAAAGGGUACUGGUAAAACAAGCACAGUGAUGGAAAGUAUCAAACGUGUGAAUGGCAAGGAUUGUGCUAUUAUAGAUUGCUCUUCCGAUGUUGAAAUUAUGAGGUUACGGAUUGGUUCUGCUUUGAAUUUCGAGUUUUUUGAAGACUACAUUGGAAGUUUAUUCAGCAUGAAAGGUCCCAGAGAAACAACCCCAAUCUUGGAUAUUGAAAGGGCGUUCAUGAAGCUAGAGAAGAUUUUAACAGAGAGGAAAAAGGAAACAUCGAAACCUUUGAUAUUAAUAUUCAACAAUUCUCACCUCAUAGACUCAUCGUUGGUUGAGCUAUUACAACAAAAAGCAGAAUACUUUUCGAGUUCGGGAAUGUUAACAACCAUGUUUAUUAGUGACGACUAUUGGUUGUUUGAGAAACUGAAAAUUUUAGCCACUAGAUUACAAUUGAUCAACUUUGAAGAUGCCAAAUUUAACUCUUCCAUAAAGAUUAUAAACCGUGCUAGGCUUAAACGUUUCAAUGAAUUUUUGUCAGAAGACGAAUGCAAAAAAAUUUACACACUGAUUGGAGGUCGUCCUCAGCAUUUAAACCAUGUUGUUUCAAGCCAGAGUUACCUUGAUGCUUGUGAAGAGGUCAUUCAAAGUGAGGCCACUUGGUUUUUAAACAAUUGUACUUUACUUGGUGCCGAUAUGGACGAUGAUGUUGUAGAGUCUGGUAAAUUUUCAACAAGUGCAAUGCUGUUAAUGCGUGAGUUGGUUGAAUUAGAUAGAAAGAAGAAAAAAACAAAGAAUAAGGGUGCAGAAGUGGAUCCUGAUGAUCAGGUACAUUUACCAGAGUUACCACUGUGGCGAGCUAGGCAAAUAAUGACUCGCCCAGACUAUAUACAGGAGUACGAUCGUCGUAAUAUCUUUACUAUUGACGCUCACUCAAAUGUACGUGCAGAUAGUGUUCCCAUGAUGCAAGCAUUUCACAGAAUAGCCUCAAGUCCAAACUUUGACAGUCUUUUGCAAGAAACAAUUGAUAGAGUCAGUGAGAUUGAAUCGCUACAAAGGACAAGAGAAAUUGUUUCUAAAGAUCUUGGACACGGGAAGAAGUAUAAGCUUUCAACGGCUAGAGAACCGGGAAGCUAUUAUAUUACGUUGGAGGAUGAAAGUGAAAAUGCACCUUUUGAAAUGAAAGUGGAAGACCAUGAAGGUGAGCGUAAAAAAUGGUGGAAAAGGAGAUGGGAGGCAUAUUUGGCAGGAAAGGAUAGUAAAGAGUAA
Pichia kudriavzevii is the source of this 1884-nucleotide messenger RNA. RefSeq lists its product as uncharacterized. The record is from RefSeq and is a predicted model, not a curated record. Lineage: Eukaryota; Fungi; Ascomycota; Pichiomycetes; Pichiales; Pichiaceae. The coding region runs from base 1 to 1884 and encodes 627 amino acids. The transcript has a single exon.